ACAGAAACAUAGAACCAAACCAAACACACCAAAACCUGAAAAUUUGAGGAAAAUGGAGUGGGAAUGGAGCUAUGUAGUUUGGUCUACAAUUAUCUUAGUACCAACUCUAAUCAUAGUAUUCUCCAAAAGAAGGUCUUGUUCUUACAAUUUGCCUCCAGGACCACCUGGAUUGCCUAUUUUUGGCAACAUGUUUAAUCUUGGAACAUUACCAUAUCAAACAAUAGCAAGUUUUAAACACAAAUAUGGUCCUAUUGUAUGGUUCAAUAUUGGCUCAGUUAAAACCAUGUCAAUUUUGUCAGCCAAAACAGCUGCUGAGUUUUUCAAGAAUCAUGAUUUCGCUUUUGCUGAGCGAAAAAUUAUGGACACCAUGUUGGUACAUGAUUACAACAAAGGGUCCUUAGCUAUAGCCCCAUAUGGCACGUAUUGGCGCGUGCUAAGACGGAUAUGUACUGUGGAAAUGUUUGUUAACAAAAGGAUCAAUGCAACAGUACAUAUCAGGCAAAAAUGUGUCGAUGAUAUGCUUCAAUGGAUUGAAGAAGAGGCGAAUGUUGUGGAAAUUAAAGGAAGUGGGAUUGAGGUAACGCGUUUUGUGUUUCUUUCAACGUUUAAUAUGCUAGGGAAUUUGAUGUUUUCGCGCGAUUUAGUACAUCCAGGGUCCAAAAAGGCCUCCGAGUUCUUUACUGCCAUGAUGAGGAUUAUGGAAUGGUCGGGUAAUCCGAAUGUCUCAGACAUUUUUCCAUGUCUUAGGAGGUUUGAUUUACAAGGCUUAAAGAAGAAGAUGCAUCGCGAAAUGGGAAAAGCUCUGGAAAUCGCCUCUACAUUCGUCAAGGAACGAAUAAAGGAGCGAGAAGAUGGUGGCGAAAAGAAGAAAGAUUUUUUGGAUGUGUUGCUUGAUUUUGAGGGUAGUGGAAAAGAUGAACCAGCUAAGUUAACAGAACAUCAGAUCAACAUAUUCAUAUUGGAAAUGUUUUUAGCCGGUUCAGAGACGACUAGUAGCAGCGUGGAAUGGACAUUGACUGAACUCCUAUGCCACCCUGAAGCAAUGGCCAAAGUAAAAGCAGAGAUCUCUGAGAUAGUAGGAAAGAACAGGAAGUUAGAAGAAAGCGACAUUGACAAUCUUCCUUAUAUGCAAGCUGUGAUCAAAGAAGCGCUACGAUUACAUCCUCCUCUUCCUUUCUUAGUGCCAAGAAGAGCAAUACAUGACACCAAAUUCAUGGGAUAUGACAUACCAGAAAACACUCAAGUGUUCGUUAACGUUUGGUCAAUUGGAAGAGAUCCUGAAUAUUGGGACGACCCUAUGGAUUUCAAGCCCGAGAGGUUUCUUAACUCGAAGAUUGAUUUCAAGGGACAAUGUUUUGAGUUUUUACCAUUUGGUGCUGGUAGAAGGAUGUGUGUAGGACUUCCUUUAGGUAAUCGCAUGUUACACCUUGUUUUGGGCUCAUUGCUUCAUGAAUUUGAUUGGGAACUUCCUGAAACUAUCACUCCUAAAUCAAUGGAUAUGAAGGAGAGAAUGGGAAUGACAGUGAGAAAAUUCCAACCUUUGAAAGCAGUACCAAGAAAAACAUCUGCUUAAAUUGGACUUUGUUGUGAAUUUGCUUGUAAUAAAAAGCUGAGGUAUUAGUUCCCCUAAAAUAUUUAUCCUUUUCAAUUAUCUUAAGGUAAGAGUUGGAAACUAUGUUGCGCGGACUUUUCAAAAUGUUGCUGCACUCGUGUCGGAUCCACCAAAAAUACAAUAAUUAUGAAGGAUGCGACACGCACACCGAGACAUUUUCGGAGAGUGCGAGCAACAUAGGUUGGAAUAUUUACAGCCUUAGGAGGCUUCAGGAAUAAUGUAUAACAACGUUUUCUUUAUUGCUUUAUUUUCACUUCUCUUAAGUCGAGGGUCUUUCGGAAACAGCCUCUCUACCCUCAUAAGAUAUGGGUAAGGUCUGCGUACACUUUACCCUCCCCAGACCCCACUUAUGAGAUUUCACUGGAUUUGUUGUUGUUGUAGUAUUAUAACGACGUCUUCUCUUUUACAUAAGGAAAACAUCUGUUUAACAGCCCAA
Nicotiana tabacum (common tobacco) is the source of this 2048-nucleotide messenger RNA. RefSeq names its product cytochrome P450 76A2-like. Lineage: Eukaryota; Viridiplantae; Streptophyta; Magnoliopsida; Solanales; Solanaceae. Gene Ontology annotation, molecular function: oxidoreductase activity, acting on paired donors, with incorporation or reduction of molecular oxygen; monooxygenase activity; heme binding. The record is from RefSeq and is a predicted model, not a curated record.